This is a messenger RNA of Schistosoma margrebowiei, 5038 nucleotides long. NCBI's taxonomy places the organism in Eukaryota, Metazoa, Platyhelminthes, Trematoda, Strigeidida, Schistosomatidae. The record is from the annotation of a GenBank genome assembly.
ACUUACCUAAUAAUUGUGUGCUUGUCUGGCUAGUAAUCGUUAUUGAAGUAUCCUUAAUGUUCCGACUAACUCAGGUGGGGCCACAUUUGUUCUCAGUGCAAGUGGAUUUAUGCACAAAUUCGAAUUAGAAUCUAAAUUUGGUGAUUUUGUUAAAGGUACUCCAUGCGCUGUUUGUAAUAAUCGAAUGCGAUUUCGUCUACAACAUUGUGCUUACUGCAAAAUCAAAGUACAUAAAAGUAGCAUUUCUCAUUCAAGACGACUUCCUUGCACAGGAGCUUCCAGUGGAAAAAACAAUGAAUUACACGAAUUCAAAGGUUCUCCAAAUAUGCCUCGUCAAUUGCAUACAAAUGUUUUAACAACUAGUCAAACAAAUCUUCGUCCUGCCCAUUCUACUCCAGCAUUUCAAAGUUCUGAUUCAAACAGUGCUUCGUCAUGUACAAGUUCUACACCAGGUUCACCAUUUGUCACCGGUACAUCAUUGAUUAGUACAACGUUAGCUGCAUCAUGUUGUACUCGUUUAGACAGUGGUUAUGUUGGUGUUGGUAGUAAUGGUAGUAGUACUACUGGUCAAAUGAUUUCAUUAUUUUCUCCUCCAUUACGAAAUUUAAGCAACAGUGGUGGUUGUAUGUUUAAUCCUUCUAAUCCAAGUCAUUUAUCUUCACCAGUUAGUAUACAUUCUUACGGAACAGUUAAUGCUGGAAUUGUAACUAAUACACAACAACAACCUCAUUCUCCUCGACAUUCCGGUCAAUGCUUUAAUCAUUUUGAAUUUCCAAUUGUCAGUCAUCCAAUCAUAGAUAAUCAGUUAGUAGACGGGAAUUUCAAUAAUAAUGUGAAUAAUAAUAGUCCUUUAAUUAGUACUGUGUCGUCUGGAGAAAGUGAACGAACUGUUGUUGACAAUGCAGUACACCGGUUUGAAUCAAUGGAUAGUCAAGAUGAAUCAUCUUUAAUGAGAACGAAUAGUAUAUCGGUUACACUAAAAGAAUGGGAUAUACCAAUGGAAAAUUUAUUUAUUGGUGAAAUAAUUGGACGUGGUACAUUUGGUACAGUAUAUCGUGGUAAAUGGCACGGUGAAGUAGCUAUUAAACGUAUAGAUUUCGAUCCAGAAGAUGUUGAUGAUUCAAUACGUGUUGAAGCGUUUAAACGUGAAGUUGCAUUGCUACAUAAAACACGCCAUGAGAACUUAGUACUAUUUAUGGGUGCUUGUAUGAAAGCACCUGAUUUAGCUAUUGUUACACAACUUAGUCGAGGUGAAACAUUGUAUCAUUUAAUUCAUGAUCGUGAUAAUAUUAUGCCAAUUAAUCGUACAAUAAGUAUAGCUAGUCAAAUAGCUAAAGGGAUGGGUUAUUUACAUGCUAAAGGCAUUGUACAUCGAGAUUUAAAAACACGAAAUUUAUUUUUAGAAGAUAAUUCACGUGUUGUCAUUGGUGAUUUUGGUGUAUUCAAUUUUGUACGUCUUUGUAAAAAAGCUAAUUUGUUCAAGCAGACACUCAGGUUCCGCUCAAACGAUUCAUUUGAGACAACCAUGUGUUUGACAACCGACAAAUACAGUUGAACGAAUUUAGGAGAUGACAGUGUCCAACAGGAUCAGAUUAUGCUCGGUGAACAGUCAUUGUUUGGCCUGACCACAACAACUGCUUCUUACAUUCAACUAAAUCUGUUUGAUUGAGAUCAUGAACCGCCAUUGAUGAUAGAUCACCAUUGAAACCUAGAAGCACUGGAUGGCCGCUUCGUCCUGUUUGGAUUAAGGUCUCUAACCGAACGAUUCUGUCAGGAUUAUGUGGUUGAACAAUAAAUAUAAUCUUCACAACUAUCUGAAUACUGGCAACAUAAUACGAGUUUUCUCAGAAAAAAUAUACUUUUAAUUAAGUUAUAGUGAUAGUGUAAAAUAACUGACAUUGUCAUUUAAAAACAUCAUUCUGUUGACCUCAUUUGCUUGUAAGAAUAACAGUGAUUAUACUUUCUUGUUGUCUAUCACCUCAUUAUUUCUAAUAAAUCAGAUAAUAUGGUGGUAUUCUCUAUUGUGUAGUGGGCGUGAAAUGAAUCUUAAUUAGAAUAAGGAAUGCCGCAUUCUAAUAAUGUGUGUAGGUAACUAAUUUUCAUCUACUCACACAGAAUAGAGAUCAAAGAAAUUCUCAUUUUACAAAUACAUUACUACUUUGAUGAAAAGCAAAUGAAGUGAAAACACAUAUUUUGGCUUUCAAUGCAUAGUAAGUUUUGCGUCAGCUGUGAAUAAACACAGUAACUGUUUACCGCCUAAAAUGAAAUUUGUUUGGUGUUCGUUUUCCUAUGGAAUGAAUGAUCUGUCUAUCAUGGAAUGAAAGGAAACAUUGUCAGAUGAAUGUUGUCUUUUUUUUAAUUGACGUGCAAUUCUGAAUGACUGUGAUUUUCGUUGCCGUUGACUGAAAUUCAAAUAGUUAUACUCUCUGAACUGACCCAUGUUAUUACUACUGAAUUAUUAUUAAAAAUCCUACAGUGGACAUGUUGAAUAAUUUGUGUUCGGAUAAUGAACUAUGCAUCUUCGAAUUUGAUCGUCUCAGUAUUCGCAUUAUAAUGUCAAAAUAAUAUCAUCACUUCUUCUCGUUGAAACAAUAUUUUUCUCUUUCGACUCUUGUUUUAGACUUUCUUGGUUGACGUAGUCUGUCUCAGUGGUGUGUGACGAACUUAAUCAUGCCUAAGUUAUGUAGUCUGCCUGCACAUCGCAAAGUGUUUGUUUCUUUCUAUCAUGUCAAGCCUGUAUUUUAAAAUGGCAUCCAACCUGGGUCCGCUUUACCCUUGUCAACCGGAAUGAUUUUUUGCAUUCAUUUCAGAAUACUAACCGAUCCACUAUACUUUGGAUUAUAAAGAUUCUUAAAAUAGUGGCACCAUCAUCUCUUGAACUAAUGACUGAUAUCUGCAUAUUCGAAAGUUGAAUGAACAUAUGUUGAAUAGUAAGAAAUGUUUCAUUUCUGUCCCUUUGCGGGAAUGAAUUUGAAUACCAAAUGACAGACAUAUCAAAAUCGUUUGACUUCUUGAAAAUUUGAUCAACAAUAAUCAACAUUCAAUAAAAAGAUUGCAUUUAUUCAACAGUAAAAUGUGUCUAUCCAGAAUAUUGUGUCACGAUGAGCUUGUUGAUCAUAAUGGCAAAGCAGUUGUCACGGCAGGGUAGUAUCGACAAGUGAAUUUUACUCCACACAUAAGAUUCCUUUAGGUGAUUUAAUGCUAGUUGCCUCGACAAACCGUAGUAAGUUUGACGUUCUCUGUUUAAUAAUUGAAGGACUUUGAGAAAUCAACGCAACAGACACUGUCAAUCGACUGAGGGCCGUUGCAAUGUCAUGGCAUGAAGUUGCAAGCAGCAGACGAGAAGCGAAGAAUAUGAUGCGUUGGCGUUAUUCUGCUACAAUAGUUGUUCUCCCUUUAUUAAACUUUAGAAAUAGAAAGACUUGUAUGAAAACUGUGAAUGUCGUCAAGUGAAUAUAUCAAUGUGAAAUGGUAAAGAUAGUUCCUUCUUAUCACGAAUCAAACAAUAACUAGUUACUAAUAAUUAGUUAAGGAAGAAUACAUGUUAUAUAUAAUUGAUCAAUUAACAGACCAACAUGACAUCAAUUAUUUUGAUUUGACCAAUCAAUGGGAAUAUCUCUGUCUCACAAGAGGUCGCUUGUGAUUCCAGUAAGGUAGCAUUUAUUUCUCAAAUCGAAAACCCUGUCUAACUCAAUUAAAAAUCCUCCUCAAAACCGUCGACUGAAAGUGUGGAUUUAAAUUGUCGAGUUGAACAUACCUGGCUUGUUGAUCAAAUAUUCAACUAUAAAUGCUGCUUCAUGUGGAAAUUCAUUUUAGUUUCGUCGAAAAAUAAGGACGAAUUCCAUUACCAAAUGAUAUUUCAAAAUGUAUUCAACUCCAUGUAAAGUGUUACGGCUUUCAUUUAACAAUGACAACCGACUUCAUUCGAACAUACAUUUGAUCAACAGUAAAACGUAUCUAUCCAGGAAUGAACGACAAUCGAAAGAAGUGAGCACGUCACAUGGUUAAAAAUUUAUGUCAACGAACCUCACAGUUAUUCGUAAUCACAUAUCAUUUCAACAGACGUAGAUAUUCAUCUUACAGGGUGUCGCCUCAUUCCAAUGGCAGACAGAGCAUUCUUCAGACUUCAGUGAAGAUGAGAACUGGCUUUCACCUGACGACGAUAACCAAAUUCAUUCGAACAAACAUUUGAUCAACAGUGAAAUGUAUCUAUUCAGAAUAUCGGGAAACGUCGAGUUCAUACGUCAAAAUGGUUGAUAUAAAUCAACACACAUAAUGUGAUGCAGAUUAUGUCAUCAGGACAAUUGAACACUGCGUUAUAGACAAUACACGUCUUACAUAAUAUCUAUUCACGUCUAAAUGAAUUUCGAUUAUUAGUGAGCAUUCUAUACAUUGACAAACUGAUGAUGUGAAAACUGGAGGAUUCUAUAAGCAAACAUACACAAAAUUCAUUACAAUUUAGUUGGUAAACAGUUACUGUGUUUAUUCACAGCUGACGCAAAACUUACUAUGCAUUGAAAGCCAAAAUAUGUGUUUUCACUUCAUUUGCUUUUCAUCAAAGUAGUAAUGUAUUUGUAAAAUGAGAAUUUCUUUGAUCUCUAUUCUAUGUGAGUAGAUGAAAAUUAGUUACCUACACACAUUAUUAGAAUGCGGUAUUCCUUAUUCUAAUUAAGAUUCAUUUCACGCCCACUACAAAAUAGAGAAUACCACCAUAUUAUCUGAUUUAUUAGAAAUAAUGAAGUGAUAGACAACAAGAAAGUAUAAUCACUGUUAUUCUUACAAGCAAAUGAGGUCAACAGAAUGAUGUUUUUAAAUGACAAUGUCAGUUAUUUUACACUAUCACUAUAACUUAAUUAAAAGUAUAUUUUUUCUGAGAAAACUCGUAUUAUGUUGCCAGUAUUCAGAUAGUUGUGAAGAUUAUAUUUAUUGUUCAACCACAUAAUCCUGACAGAAUCGUUCGGUUAGAGACCUUAAUCCAAACAGGACGAAGCGGCCAUCCAGUGCUUCUAGGUUUCAAUGGUGAUCUAUCAUCAAUGGC